AUGGUUGACGAUUCUGUCAAACCAGUCGAUCCCUUCAAAGACCCUUAUUCUCUUCACCAUUCUGAUAAUCCCACUGCUGUUCUUGUGUCACCUCCUUUGAAUGGUGAUAAUUACAACACUUGGGUUAGAGCUAUGAAAAUGGCAUUGAGAGCCAAAAACAAGCUUGGGUUCGUAGACGGAACCAUCUCAGCGCCUGUUUCUAUAGCGGAAAAUUUUUCUCAAUGGAUUCGUGUUAAUGACAUGGUUACUUCUUGGCUUCUUCAUUCACUCACACCAGAACUGGCAAUCAGCGUCAUUUAUGUGGAUUUAAUCCAUGAAAUCUGGAUUGAUCUUAAGACUCGAUUUUCUCAGCCCAAUACGACCAAGCUUUAUCAGAUCAAGCUUGCUAUCGCAGACUGGAAGCAGGACAAACUCUCCAUCUCUGCUUGCUUCACCAAGCUGAAGACGCUCUGGGAUGAGCUAUCUUUAUACAUAUCUGUACCUACUUGUAGUUGUGGUGCAUCUAAAGAACUCAACCUAUUUUUUCAACAAGAUCAAAGCAUGAAGUUUUUACAAGGGCUCCAUGAGUCUUUUGCUCCUCUGCGCAGUCAGUUACUUCUCCAGGAUCCCCUUCCACCAGUUGCAAAAUUAUAUUCAUUGGCAUUGCAAGAAGAAAAACAACGUGAAAUCACUUCAGCAACCUUCGCCAAGCCAGAGGUUUCAGCGCUUAUCUCCAAUGUCCCAAAGACUAUUUCUUCUAAUCGUGGACAGCGCACUCGCCCACACUAUGACCAUUGUAACAUGGAUGGACAUACUAUUCAGAUGUGUUAUAAACUACAUGGGUAUCCUCCCAGGACUCCAAUGCAUUGUACCCACUGCGACAAGGAUGGCCACACAGUUUCCACUUGUUAUAAAUUGCAUGGUUACCCACCAAAGAAGAGUGCAGCUUCAAAUUCUUCUCAGCCUAAAGGUUUACAAGCAGCUGGUUUGGUUGAUAACCAGAUUAUCUCCUCAAGCCUCGUUAGUCCUUCCAUCUCCGCUGAUCAAUAUGCUCAAAUCCUUGUCAUUCUUCAACAAGGUAGUACCCCACCUUCUGUUAACAUUGCAGGACCUGUUAACGAAAAAAAAUGA
Telopea speciosissima is the source of this 1110-nucleotide messenger RNA. RefSeq lists its product as uncharacterized. Lineage: Eukaryota; Viridiplantae; Streptophyta; Magnoliopsida; Proteales; Proteaceae. The record is from RefSeq and is a predicted model, not a curated record. The transcript has 2 exons. The coding region runs from base 1 to 1110 and encodes 369 amino acids.